Messenger RNA from Portunus trituberculatus (swimming crab), 4714 nucleotides. RefSeq names its product C-terminal-binding protein-like (gene CtBP). Gene Ontology annotation, molecular function: NAD binding; transcription corepressor activity; oxidoreductase activity, acting on the CH-OH group of donors, NAD or NADP as acceptor. The record is from RefSeq and is a predicted model, not a curated record. Lineage: Eukaryota; Metazoa; Arthropoda; Malacostraca; Decapoda; Portunidae. The transcript has 11 exons. Bases 403 to 1845 code for a protein of 480 amino acids.
CUUAGUUCAGUGUUGUGGCUGUGAGCAGUGAGAGGGGACCGCUACUCGCGCGCGUGGGGGAGUGAACAAGGACCUUUAAACCUUACCAAAGUGUUUACAUUUUUGCAACGGGUCACUAAACGACGACAAGACAGAGGAGCAGCACAUUAGCAACACACUCCCUCUCUGUGACUGCUCGGCGUGGCGUGUGACGUGUUUGUGACGGAAAUACCUAAAUUCACACCCCUUAUUCUGUGUUGGCCUGACCUACAUGUGUUAAAGCUUAUUUUUACAAGAGAAUAAACAAAAAUGAAUCGUGAAGCGCAAUCAUCGCUCAGCAGAUGAAAUUCUGCUAAUUUAGUGCAGCGCCUAGCAACCAACCCCCACCCUCAACACAACCAAAAUUUAGCUUGCGUGUAGGCCAUGAUGGAUCAGUACCGAGGGUCGCGCCUUCUUCCAGGUCGAGAAGUCCUGGCAGCGGGGUGCAUGGACAAGCCCCCUGGUGUUGUUGGGGCUGAUCGCCAGUUCCCAGUCCCCCAGACAGUCCCCGCCGCUAUGCUGGCCUCCAACAAGCGGCCCCGGCUGGACAACAUCCGGCCGCCCAUCCCCAAUGGCCCCGGGAUGCACGCGCGGCCCCUGGUGGCCCUGCUGGACGGCCGUGACUGUGCCAUAGAGAUGCCUAUCCUCAAGGACGUGGCCACCGUGGCCUUCUGUGAUGCCCAGUCCACCUCAGAGAUACAUGAAAAGGUGUUGAAUGAGGCAGUGGGGGCGUUGAUGUGGCACACAAUAACUCUGACAAAAGAGGACCUGGAGAAAUUCAAGGCUCUCAAGGUCAUCGUUCGCAUUGGUAGUGGCAUAGAUAAUGUGGAUGUCAAGGCGGCGGGUGAGCUGGGCAUAGCGGUGUGUAACGUGCCUGGGUAUGGCGUGGAGGAGGUGGCGGACACCACAAUGUGCUUAAUUUUGAACCUUUACCGCCGUACCUACUGGCUGGCUAACAUGGUGCGGGAAGGCAAGAAGUUUACCGGUCCCGAGCAGGUGUGGGAGGUGCGAGAGGCGGCCCAGGGCUGUGCACGGAUACGAGACGACACUCUGGGCAUUGUGGGUCUGGGUCGCAUUGGGUCAGCAGUGGCAUUGAGAGCCAAGGCGUUUGGGUUCAAUGUGACCUUCUACGACCCAUAUCUGUCAGAUGGCAUCGAAAAGAGCCUGGGCAUCACCAGAGUGUACACUCUGCAGGACCUGCUGUACAGAAGUGACUGUGUCUCCUUACAUUGUUCCCUCAACGAGCACAACAACCACCUCAUUAAUGACUUUACUAUCAAACAGAUGCGUCCCGGAGCCUUCCUAGUGAACACAGCGCGAGGGGCCCUGGUGGACGAGAACGCCUUGGCCUCAGCUCUGAAGGAAGGCAGGAUCAGGGCUGCAGCGCUCGAUGUGCAUGAGAAUGAGCCGUACAAUCCUUUCCAGGCAGGGCCACUGAAGGAGGCCCCCAACCUAAUCUGCACGCCACAUGCCGCUUACUACUCCGAUGCCUCCAGCAACGAGCUGCGGGAAAUGGCGGCGAGCGAGAUCCGGCGCGCCAUCAUAGGCCGCAUCCCGGAUGCGCUGCGGAACUGUGUCAACAAGGAAUAUUUCAUGGGUAACUACGAGAGUGGCGUCAAUGGCACCGCCCCUUACUACGUCCCUGUCCACUCCACCACCCAUGACUCCAUGCCUUCCGGGCCCCCACCUACCAGCCAUGUGGGCCCCGGCAUCCCCCCACCUCCUCAUAUGCCCCCCAGCGUGCCCGUCAGCGGGGGCCGUGCGUCGCCGCCCACUGGUCCCCCCGGCCCACCAGGCUCGCGGGAGUCCACGUCGCCAUCACACUGAAUAGCCCGGCCAUCGCAGCACUGACUGUGACUGCUCGGCAUUCAUUCCAUCAAGAGCUGAAUAGACAGACCGCUGCUGCUGCCGCCGCCACCACCCUUCCCUGUCCCCCAUCCCUUGGCCCUAUACACAGUGCAAGCAAUGUACAAAUAUACCCCAGAUGCCCCCCUCCCUCCCCUGCCCUCACCUCCCCUCACACCUCCUGGGGAAGAAGACUCAAUGGCUUAAUUAUAAUUUGCAAGUUUGAUUAUUAUUAUUAUUAUUGUUGUUUUUCAUUUGUUUUUGAGUGAUUGUGAGUGUAAAAUGGUGAGUGAAAGAGAGAGUGCAAGCUUAAACUUUUUUUUAUUGAGUGCGAGUGUUAACUUUAUUUUAUCAUGUCAGUUUUUUUAUUUAUUUAAUUUUUCUUAUGGUUAAUUUUUACCUAUAAUGUUGUUGGUGUAUUCUCAGCCAGCCACUAGUGAAGGGAGCAGGGCAGAUGUGUCACUUGUAAUUGUUCUUGUUUGUUUACCACCGUGACUCUUGUUCCCAGUGUCAAUGUUUUGUUUGUUCCUCGCGGCCGUCGCAGUCCUGGCCUGGCUGCUCCAUUUGUUGUGUAAUAUUGUUUAUAGGACUUAAGAUUAAUACCACUCUUUUUUUCAUUAAUUAAUAUCAUCUUUUGUAGUGAAAUUUUUUGCAUUCAUUUCUUAUUUUAUUAUUAUUUUUUUUUAUUUAUUUGCUUGUUUUUCUUUCUGGGUGUUUCAAUUCAAAUUUGUUUAAGAUUGUGAUUUUUAUUUAUUUGUUUCUUUUAUUUUUUUUAUUAUUAUUUUUACUACUACUGCUAUUAUUAUCUUCUUUAAUUGUUUUUUUGUAAAGUUCCACCUGUUACGUUUUGCUGCCGCUGCCGCUGCAAGUGUUUAUACAUCUGUAUGAACAAGUGAAGCUCAAACGGUGUGGUGUCGCCAGAGUGUUUGGCAGAAAGUGACAACACUGGCGAGUAUUGAGCGCCGCGCACCCAUCGCUCCAUCAUGCAACAUUGGCUUGGAAAAUCUUGAAUUGUGUCUUCAGUUUGUAGAGAUUUACAAAUUCAUCAGUUUAUGAAAAAAAAAAAAAAUUCUUAUUUGUGUUUGCCUUCAUGUUCAUGAAUUUCAUUGAUACAUUAACAAAACUCUCUAACUUGUGUUUGUUUUUUCAAAUUUAUAGAAGAAGAAAUCUUAGAAGUUGUGUUGCAUUCAUGUUUAUGAAAUUCAUCAGUCUGGCAACAUUGGCUUGAAAAAUUUCCAUUGUAUAGAUUACUUCUCUUGAAAUUCAUCAGUUUACUGAAAAACAAUGUUAUAAUUUGUGUUGCUUUCAAGUUUGUGGAAUUAUAAACAAUACUUACAAAUUUACAAGAUAGAAAUGCUACAAUUUAUGUUAACUUCAUGUUUAUGAAAAUCAGCGAUGAAUUUCUGAAAACAUGCAAGCAUUGGAAUUUGUGUUGUUUUCAUAUUAAAGAAAUCAAAUCGUGUACAAAUUUCUAAAAAGGACACAAUUUUAUUUUCUUGUUAACAAAAAUUAUGAGACUUCAUGUUUCUGGCAAGCAAAAGGCAAAUAUGUUUAUGAUUAUUUUUAGUGAAUAAAUGUGGAGAGAAAAACACAACUUUAAUGAGAACUGUUGUGUGUGACUCAGGGCGGUGGCCAUGUGCACACUCACACACACACACACAUGACUAUGUGUGUGUAUGUGUGUGUGCAUGUGUGCAAAUAUAGAAAGCGCUGCUGCCUGGCCUGUGAUGGAGAAUAAAUGCCAGAUAGUGAGAAAGAGAGAGAGAAAGACAGAGAGAAAGUAAGAGAGAAUAUCAGAGAAUUCAUCUUUACUUUGUGCCGAAAGAAAUGUGUUAAUUUUUUUUGUUUGUUCGUUCACCAGCGAUGGAAAAUAUUUUAGUUUGUGUUCGUUUUGGUUCUGGAUGGGUUGCUGUGAGUCUUUCCAGGAGAAGCUGUGUGGCUGAAAGAGUGUCCAGGAGAAGUAAGGAAAGCAAAGUGAAGGAAGGAAAGAAGAAAGUAAGAAAGGAUGGACAGGACAAGACAAAGUAACAUUAAAAAGACAUUUGUAACAUUGUAAAAAGUGCUGAAAAGUCCCUUCUUCGUAAGCCAUUCUUUUUUUACAUUAUCUUCAGUUGCUGUGAGAAAAGUGUUGUGUUUUAAAAGUAGUAAAAUAAAAAAAGAUUAAUUGCGUCUACAAAAAGAAUGAGAAAUAAGUAUGUGUGUUUGUAAAUUCGUUUUAAGUGUGAACGAAAGAUGAGAGUGAAAGCGAAUGAGGUAAAUUUGAUGUUUUGAGGGAUUUUGCAGAAUGUAAGGAAAUUAUCUAUAUUUUGUGGGGAAAAACUUAAACAUGUUUGGGUGGUGUAACAAAACCAGGACACUAAAGAAGCAAGAAUAAUGAAAAUAAUACCAUUCGUCUUGGUAAAAGAGAGGGAGAGACAGAAAUAGAAAAUUCAAGCCUUAGAUAAUCAAAUAGUGUACAGAACAUAACAAAAUCAACGCAAAAAGUGACACUAAUGCAAGAAAGAAGACUUGGAAUGGAAACGUUCAGAGUGACAAGAUGAUAAAGGGAGAGAGAAUAAAGUAUUUCUCCGAGUUGCGUCCUUCCACAGCGUUCAAGAAAUAAAUGAAGAGAAGCAGGUUAAGCAAGUUAAGCAAGCAAGCAAGAAGCCAAGACGGACAGACAGACAGACAGACAGACAAACGGAUGCGCCUAAAAAAAUGUAAAAAAAAAAAAAAAAAGCCAAAAAAAUUAUCGAUUCACAUGUAUAAAUGAAGUAAAUACAGUAAUAAGUGCGUUACAACAAUGCAGGAAGGAAAUAAAUAAAAAAAUUUAGUUGACUCCAUCUUAGUUUAAUAAAAGACAGUUCUGGUU